This is a messenger RNA of Phragmites australis (common reed), 2941 nucleotides long. Its product is annotated as soluble starch synthase 2-3, chloroplastic/amyloplastic-like. Bases 224 to 2551 code for a protein of 775 amino acids. The record is from RefSeq and is a predicted model, not a curated record. Lineage: Eukaryota; Viridiplantae; Streptophyta; Magnoliopsida; Poales; Poaceae. Gene Ontology annotation, molecular function: alpha-1,4-glucan glucosyltransferase (UDP-glucose donor) activity. The transcript has 8 exons.
CCGUCCGCUUUUUCUCCUGCCGCAAAGCGCGAGCAAACAACGCGAGGCCGUUCCGUGCCAUCGUGCUCCUCGUGGUCAUCCCCUGGGUCCCACUCGUGCAGGACUCGUCACACUCCAGCGCUCACACUCGGCCGCGCUCCCACUGCGCGCUCCCCCGUGCGCGGCGAUCUCCUCGGCGAGCUCCCUCGCAGCGACCCCCUCCCCCCCCCCCCCGGAUCCCGCCAUGUCGUCGGCUGCCUCCACCUUUCUCCUCGCGCUCGCGUCCGCCUCCCCCGGGGGCCGCAGGCAGGCCAGGGUCGGCUCCACGCCGUUCCACGACGGCGCGAACCUGAAUUUCCGGUUCUGGGCGCCGCCGCGCGCGCCUUGGGGUGCGACGCUUGUGCGCGCGGGGGCUGGGGACGGGGGCAAGGGCGCGGCGCCGGAGCGGAGGGGCGAAGCCGCUUCUUCGGCCAGGAGGCAGCCCCGCGCCCGGCGCGGCGCUGGCAAGGCGGUCGCGAAACGGAAGGACCCCGUCCAGCCGGUCGGCCGUUACGACACCGGAACGGGCGACGCAGCGAGAGGAGGCGGGGCGUCCGUGCCGGCGCUGGUGCCGAAGCAGGACACCGCGGCUCGUUUGGCGAACCAGAACGGCGCGUCGGCAGGCGGUGAGAACAAAUACAUCGUCGCCGCGCCGCCUGCGAACAUAGUGAAGUUCCCAGCUCCGGGCUCCGGCGUGAUCCUUGCCUCCGGAGACAUGACGCCGGGUACUAUCGUCCCAGGCCCGAAGCAGCCGCCACCCCUGCCGUCCGGGACAAACUUUGUGUCGCCGGCUUCUGUUCCCAGGUCUGACACCGGUGGCAAUGUGGAAUGUGCAGAGGAGAAAGGAGCACAGGCUGUUGUUGACGUUCCAAAGCCAGAGGCGCCUUCUACCCCUGCGCCUGCGGUACAAGAAGCCGCUUGGGAUUUCAAGAAAUAUAUCGGUUUCGACGAGCCUGCUGAAGCGAAGGAUGAUGACUGGGCUGUUGCAGAUGGUGCUGGGUCCUUUGAACAUUCCCAGAACAAUGAUUCCGGCCCUUUGGCCGGUAAGAAUGUCAUGAAUGUGAUCAUGGUGGCCGCUGAAUGUUCUCCCUGGUGCAAAACAGGUGGUCUUGGAGAUGUUGUUGGAUCUUUGCCCAAGGCUUUGGCGAGAAGAGGACAUCGUGUGAUGGUAGUAGUACCAAGGUAUGGGGACUACGCAGAAGCCCUCGAUGUAGGAAUCCGAAAAUACUACAAGGCUGCAGGACAGGACUUGGAAGUGAAAUAUUUCCAUGCAUAUAUCGACGGAGUAGAUUUUGUGUUCAUCGAUGCCCCUCUCUUCAAGCAUCGUCAGGAUGACAUCUAUGGGGGGAGCAGACAGGAAAUUAUGAAGCGUAUGAUUUUGUUCUGCAAGGUUGCAGUUGAGGUUCCAUGGCAUGUUCCAUGCGGCGGUGUGCCUUACGGGGAUGGCAAUUUGGUGUUCAUUGCAAACGAUUGGCAUACUGCACUCCUCCCUGUUUAUCUGAAGGCAUAUUACAGAGACCAUGGAUUGAUGCAAUACACUCGCUCCGUUGUGGUCAUACAUAACAUCGCUCACCAGGGACGUGGACCUGUAGAUGAAUUCCCGUACAUGGACUUACCUGAACACUACCUCGACCACUUCAAGUUGUACGAUCCCGUCGGCGGCGAGCACGCCAACAUCUUCGCCGCAGGGCUGAAGAUGGCUGACCGGGUAGUCACCGUCAGCGGAGGCUACCUGUGGGAGCUGAAGACGGUGGAAGGCGGCUGGGGCCUUCACGAUAUCGUCCGGUCAAACGACUGGAAAAUCAACGGCAUCGUGAACGGCAUCGACCACCAGGAGUGGAACCCCGAGGUGGACAUUCACCUGCGCUCCGACGGCUACACCAACUACUCCCUCCGGACGCUGGACGCCGGCAAGCGGCAGUGCAAGGCGGCCUUGCAGCGGGAGCUGGGCCUGGAGGUGCGCGACGAUGUGCCGCUGCUCGGGUUCAUCGGGAGGCUGGACGGGCAGAAGGGCGUGGAGAUCAUCGCGGACGCGAUGCCGUGGAUCGCGGGGCAGGACGUGCAGCUGGUGAUGCUGGGCGCCGGGCGCGGCGACCUGGAGCGCAUGCUGCAGCACUUCGAGCGGCUGCACCACGACAAGGUGCGCGGGUGGGUCGGGUUCUCGGUGCCCAUGGCGCACCACAUCACCGCGGGCGCCGACGUACUCCUGAUGCCCUCCCGGUUCGAGCCGUGCGGGCUGAACCAGCUCUACGCGAUGGCGUACGGCACCGUCCCCGUGGUGCACGCCGUCGGCGGGCUCAAGGACACGGUCGCGCCAUUCGACCCGUUCGGCGACGCCGGGCUCGGGUGGACGUUCGACCGCGCCGAGGCCAAUAAGCUGAUCGAGGCGCUCGGGCACUGCCUCGACACGUACCGGGACUACAGGGAGAGCUGGAGGGGCAUCCAGGCGCGCGGCAUGUCGCAGGACCUCAGCUGGGACCACGCCGCGCAGCUCUACGAGGACGUCCUCGUCAAGGCCAAGUACCAGUGGUGAACCCGGGCUCUCCAUCGAUCGGCCGCGCGACUUCUGCAGGUGUUGUUUCCCCGGUUUGAUCCAUGCUCAUUGCGAAUUCGACGGCCUCGAUGAAGAACAUCAGAUGCAACGCGGCGGUGGUGUGGCCGCAAAGUAGCGCCGGUGGCGUCCGAAAGCGAGAGUGGGAGGUAGUGUGCUGAGAUGUGUGCUUGAGGUGCUGCUUCCGAUUGGUUCGUACUUCUACCUCAUGUUCAGUAGGGGAGGUAUGGAAGUAUGCAUUUUUGCUGAUACACUGGAUGCCAACUUGAUAAGUGUAGCUGCUAUGUCCGUUGAUAGAAUGUUACUUCUCAUCGAGUGACAGCUAGCUGUCGUCAUGUCUGAUGGAUGAGUUUGAGCAUGUGGUGCAACCUA